AUGGCUGACACAGACAAAAAUUCACUGGCCUCCUGUUUGGAGCAACAACAGAAGGGAGAAGUGAAGCAGGACCAGUGUGGCCUACACAGCCAAGCAUCAUCUGGGGACUCUGUCACCAUGGAAGAAGCUCAGUCCAAGAAGGUGGGUGACACUAAGGGAGCUCUGUAUGAGUGUCAGCAGGUCUUGGCUCACACCCAUUUCAUGAAGAAGCCGUUGGACCUGAUGCUGCAGAGGAUCAAGGCCAAGGAAGAAAAGGACUUGAAGCUAAGAAGAGAGAAUCUGUAUAACACUGAGUCCUGGAAAAUGGAGGAUUCCCUGCAGAAUUUCACACAACUAUUACUUUUACCAAAACCUUGCCCAGGAGGCUGGAAGACCUUGAACAGAAAAAGCUUGCAUGAAACUAAAGGAGAAGAGAGAAGAUAUCUGAUUGAGAUUCAAGACUUAUUUAACCCAAACCAAGAUACUCAGGAAGAGCCUCAAUUAGUUAUAUUAGAGGGAGCUGCUGGAAUUGGGAAGUCAACACUGGCCAGGCAGGUGAGGAGAGCAUGGGGGGAAGGCCAGCUCUACAGGGAUCGCUUCCAGCAUGUCUUCUACUUCAACUGCAGAGAGCUGGCCCAGUACAAGCAGCUGAGUCUGGCUGAACUCAUAGCCAAAGACCAGGCUGUGUCCUCAGCUCCCAUCAGGCAGAUCCUAUCUCAUCCUGAGAAGCUGCUCUUUAUCCUGGAUAGCAUAGAUGAGCCAGUAUGGCGUUUGAAAGAGAAGAAUCCCGAAUUAUGUCUACAUUGGAGCCAACAACAGCAAGUGCACACACUGCUGGGCAGUUUGCUGGGGAAAUCUGUCCUGCCUGGGGCUUCCUUGUUGCUCACAGCUCGGACCACAGAUCUGAAGAAGCUCGUUCCUUCUUUCAGGCAGCCUUGUUUGGUAGAAGUCCUGGGUUUCUCCAAGUCUGGACGGAAGAAAUAUAUCUACAAAUAUUUUGCAGAGAAAAAACAAGCCUCUACAGUUUUUAGAUUGGUUAAAGCAAACCCAAUGCUGUCAACACUGUGUGUGGUACCCUGGUUGUCCUGGUUGGUCUGCACUUGCCUGAAACAGAUGAUGAAACAGGGAAGAGACCUCUCACUGACCUCACAGACCACCACAACCCUAUUUCUGAAAUACCUUUCCCUCACUUUUCCAGGUCUUGCCCUUGAGACACAUCUCAAAAGGCUCUGCUCACUGGCUGCAGAGGGGAUCUGGAGAAGAAGGACCCUGUUUAGUGAGAUAGAACUUCAGAUCCAAGGGUUAGAUAAUGAUGUCAUUACCACUUUCUUAAAGAUGGGUAUCCUUCAGAAGCAGCCCAGUUCUCUAUGCUACAGCUUUACCCACUUGUGUCUCCAGGAGUUCUUUGCAGCAAUGUCCUGCAUCUUGUGUUUUAAUAAGAUAAGUGGUCAUACAGAAUUCUACAGUAUUGUGCAAACACUGAAGAAACGCUAUGGAAGUCAUGACCUGUUUGAAGCACCCACUAUGCGCUUUCUAUUUGGUCUUUUAAGUGAAAAGGGAAUGAGAAAAUUGCAGAAGAUCUUUGCCUGUAGGUUGUCUUGGGAGACAAGGUUGUACCUGCGAGGGUAUAUCCUGGAGGAAACCCAACACCAUCAAUCAUAUUCUCUGGGUUUACUCCAUUGUCUGUAUGAGAUGCAGGAUAAAGAUUUCGUGGCAGAAGUGAUGAACAAUUUUCAAGAAACAAGGGUGCAUACCCCAGUGGAUUCGGGGCACCCAGUGUUCCAGACAGGAGUGAAGUACAUGGUGGUCCAGACAGAUGUGGACCUCAUGGUGGUCACUUUCUGCAUUAAGUUCUGCCACCAUAUGAAGAGGCUUCAGAUGAAUGCAGGUGGACAGCAGAGAAAAAUCUCGAAGGCGCACAGGAUAGUUCUGUCCAGAUGGACCCCGAUGACUAAUGCCAGUUGGCAGGUUCUCUUCUCCAUGAUUGAAUUCACAGGAAGCCUGAAGGAGCUGGACCUAAGUGGAAACCCACUGAGCAACUCUGCACUGCAGAGUCUUUGUAGGACCCUGAGAUGCCCUGGAUGCCACAUAAAGACAUUGUGGCUUCUCAACUGUGGCCUCACAUCCAGACACUGUGAGGACCUGACCUCAGUGCUCAAGGCCAGCUCCAGCCUGACUGAGCUCGACCUGCAGCUGAAUGACCUGGGGGACCAUGGAGUGAGGCUGCUGUGUGAGGGGUUCAGGAAUCCUGCCUGCAAACUCAGAAUCCUGCUGCUAGACCAGGCCCCUCUCAGUGACCAGGUGAUGAUGGAGCUCAGGGCCCUGGAGGCAGAGAAUCCACAGCUGCUCAUCUCCAGCAUAUGGAAUCCACGUGUGAUGGACCCCACUAAGAAGCUGGAUGGAGAAGAAAUGGGUGAUUACCUGACCUCAUUCAAGCAGCAGAGACUACAGUUGGGACACAAGCACACAGAACCAUUGGGAACUGAAGAUGACUUCUGGGGCCCUACAGGGCCUGUGGUUACUGAGGUGGUUGACAGAGAGAGAAACCUGUACCGAGUUCAGUUUCCUGUGCCUGGUUCCUACCACUGUCCCAACACAGGACUCUGCUUUGUGGUGACAAGGGCAGUGUCCAUCGAUAUUGGAUUCUGUACCUGGACCCAACACCUGGAAAAGACUCCCUUGAAGCACACUCACAUAGUGGCUGGACCUUUGUUUGCCAUCAAAGCUGAGCAGGGAGCUGUGGCUGCUGUGUACCUUCCUCACUUUGUAGCUCUUCCAGAGGAACAAAUGGACAUCUUCUUGUUCCGUGUGGCCCACUUUCAAGAACAUGGGAUCGUCCUAGAAAUUCCAGCCAGGGUGGAGCAGCACUACGCAGUACUGAAAAGCCCAAGCUUCUCCCCAGUGGGAGUUCCAGUGAGAAUGAUCCCUGCUUUUGGACACUUCAUCCCCAUCACUUCCAUCACACUGAUCUACUAUCAUCUCAAUCUCAACGAACUCACCCUUCAUCUCUACCUGAUCCCCAAUGACUGCACCAUCCGGAAGGCUAUUGAUGAAGAAGAAAUGAAGUUUCAGUUUGUUCGAAUAAAUAAGCCACCCCCAGUAGACUCUCUUUACAUCGGCUCACGCUACAUUGUGUCUGCAUCCAAGAAGCUGGAAAUCAUCCCAAAGGAACUGGAGUUGUGCUACAGGAGCCCCGGGGAAUGCCAGCUCUUCUCAGAGAUUCACGUUGGCCACAUGGGUUCAGGGAUUAAGCUGCAAAUCAGAGACAAGAAGAAUAAGAAUCUCAUAUGGGAAGCCUUGUUGAAACCAGGGGACCUCAGACCUGCUCCAUCCAUGAUCGCUGAAGCACUCAAAGAUGCUGCUGCCAGGAUACAUUUUGUGGACAACCAUCGGGAGCAGUUGGUAGCCCGAGUGACAUCAGUGGACCCUCUUUUGGACAGGCUGUAUAAUCUGGUGCUGAGUGAAGAGGAGUAUGAGGCAGUGCGGGCUGAGGCCACCAACCAAGGCAAGAUGCGGAAACUCUUCAGCCUCAGCAGGUCCUGGGACUGGGACAGCAAAGACCAAGUCUACCAAGCUCUGAAGGAAACCCAUCCUCACCUGAUUAUGGACCUCUAUGAGAAGUCAGGAGGUGUCCCUGUAAGAUCCUGA
Messenger RNA from Cricetulus griseus (Chinese hamster), 3627 nucleotides. The record is from RefSeq and is a predicted model, not a curated record. Lineage: Eukaryota; Metazoa; Chordata; Mammalia; Rodentia; Cricetidae.